Molecule: messenger RNA, 1157 nt
Organism: Vollenhovia emeryi
Lineage: Eukaryota; Metazoa; Arthropoda; Insecta; Hymenoptera; Formicidae
Product: leucine-rich repeat-containing protein C10orf11
Exons: 3
Coding region: 65-904 (279 amino acids)
Biological process (GO): melanocyte differentiation
Molecular function (GO): protein binding
Source: RefSeq, a predicted model, not a curated record
AACGAGCCGCAUAUGCACAUGAGAUUACAAACAUAGCAUAUCGGACUUUAAUAUUGUGGUAAUAAUGUAUAUGGCCACACGAACAUAUGUACACAUUAUCUGUGUCAUUAACUGGGCGAUAAUUCUCUCUCUGUGCGUGGCAUUCAACAUGGCGGGCUACGGUCAGCAAGACUUCAACAGGAGUGCUUUGACGCUCGACAGCGGAAGGGCCUGGUACACCGGACAAAGAGCGGAAAAGAUUCCUAAUGGACUGAUGGGUGUCGUUGGUCACGAUUGUCUUGGCUUGGACCUUUCCUACAACGAAUUGACCACUAUUUCUGGCGUGAAAGACUUUGAACAACUUCAGGAAUUAAUUCUAGACAACAACAAACUCGACAGUCUCAAAACGUUACCGCGUAUACCAACUUUAACCACUUUGAGCUUGAACAAUAAUAAGAUAUUCAAUAUCGACAAAGCCCUUGAUAGGAUAAGAGAAUGUUGUCCCAACGUGGAGUAUGUGAGUCUCUUGGGCAAUCCUGGCUGCCCCGAUCAGCUAACCAAUCCGACAUCCACCGACGAAGACGAUUACGAGCGUUACAGGCUAUACGCCAUCCAUGUUUUACCUCCGAGUCUUCGCUUUCUAGAUUCCCGAAAAGUCACUCAUCAGGAGAGAUCGAAUGCUAAGACUCGCGGCAAGUAUUCCAAAACAAUCAAACUGGUCCCGGAAUUAAUUCACAAGUCCGCACCCAGUUCGACGCAGACCAGCAAUGAGUUCGACGACAUUUAUUUCAACAUCCAUUAUACGCCUUUGCCGAGCUCCCAGCGCACUCCUCACGAUCAUAGAGGUGCGUAUGGCAAGUGCAAGUACCGAUAUUCUGGCAAAAACUCGGAGGGCAACAGAUUCAUCUCGAACAAUGACCUUUAAUUGAGAACUGCAUGUUAUUUGUAAGAGUGGCCUUAAAAUAUUUUUCUAAUCAGAUAAGAUUGAUAUUAAUAAAAGUUAUCAAUUAGAGCUCGACGUUAAUAAAGUUUAUCGCAUAUCGUACGAUUAAUAUCUAGUUUUCAUUGGCGAUAAUGAAAACAUGCAUAGAGAUUAACAGGUUAUAAACAAUACUUAUAUCAUGAUAAUAAUUACAUAUAAAUAAUGUAUAUAACAUCGACAAUAAAUAAAAAAUCUU